This is a messenger RNA of Dromaius novaehollandiae (emu), 1248 nucleotides long. It is a transcript of the gene FAM228B, whose product is annotated as family with sequence similarity 228 member B. The record is from RefSeq and is a predicted model, not a curated record. The coding region runs from base 124 to 1071 and encodes 315 amino acids. Lineage: Eukaryota; Metazoa; Chordata; Aves; Casuariiformes; Dromaiidae. The transcript is spliced from 10 exons.
UGGUGGGGAGGGACUAUUUUCUCAGGCGGAGGGACACGGAGCGGGGGGGUGAAAGCACCGCCUGGGGGGCAGAGGGGCGCCAUCUUCCCUGCGGCCGGGUGGAGCGAGAGCUGCGACUCCGCCAUGAGGCGCGGCGCUGGCUCGCAGCACAGUGACCUCCCGCCGCGGCCGCCCGGAGCCUCGCCGGAGCCGCUUGUCCAGGGAAUUACAGCAUCCUUAUCUCAGAAGAACAGAAGCCUAAAUACUUUGAAUGGAAGGAAAUCUGCAAAAGAUGGUCUGAAGCAGGAGCCCUUGACACCUUUGCAGAGGUUCUCCUCAGCACCGGUAAAGAGCAACACAGCAAAUACUUCUGCCUGCAGUACUUGUUUUGGGAAGAAAAACACUACCAGAGAUUGGCUAACACAAAAAUACUUCCGUCAUGCGAAGGCAGUACCUGAUGAAAGUCGAGACAUCAUUGCUUGUGCUCAGUCUAUCUUGGAGAGAGAAAAUUAUUUCGUUAGGGAGGUGGACAGGUAUUUGAGGCACAAUGAUUUCUUGAAUCUGAGAAAGAAGGAGAUCCUGUACAAGAAAUGGCUUGGCGAUGUUUCAGAGCCACUGCUGCAGAAAAUUGAGGACAAAGUUGACAGCAAAUCAAGUGAAGAAAUACGGAAAAGGAAUGAAGAACAACUGUCUCUAUAUUUAAACUACUGUAAAAAGAAGGGCUAUGUGGCUUUGGACACUUAUAACCCUUCAGAGUAUGAUCCGUUAUUCCUGAAGACGUGUACAGACUGCUGGAAGGUUUCAAUACCAACUUUACAGGAUCCGCUGUUAAAAGACAUGCGAAGAAAGUUUACUGAGAAAGGCAUUAUCAAGCAGUGUGAAACAGGAAGGCGGUGCUCGUCCAGAGAACUGAAUGAACUCAGUAAAGCAGAACUGCCACUGCUUCCCUUAAGCCGACAACGUAUGGAUGCAGUAGAGUGGCUGAAGAUACCACAUGCCUACAUUGCUAGUGAGGUCCACCAAACAAAGCGGCGAAAAGUUGUUGAACACCACAAAGACAGCAAGAACUCAGGCCACCUGUCCUCCAGCUGACCGUGCGCAGGGAAGCACAGCCAUCAGAAGGUCCUUCUUUGGGAGGCAGCCUGAAUGCAUUUAGCUGCUCUGAAUGCACACGCACACAGGAAAUAAUGAGCAAGGACAGAAAUAUUUGCUAUAAAACCAGAAAACUUCCUGGGGAAAGGAAUAAGAGAAUAAAGAUCUGAAGAGGAA